CAGCAGUCACCUGUACGGAAGCCCGGCCAAGGUGAUAGUGCUGGUGGUCAGCCCACUGUAGUUACUAUGGGCGGCUGGCUUGGCCACCGCACGUCUGAGCAGGCAGGAGGGUACAGUAAUUACUGUAUGGAGCGCACAGCAGCUGCGGCGGCGGCGGGCGCGGCGGCAGCAGCAGCGGCAGGUUCCCUGGAUCAGGAAAUUAGGGCAGGCACGGGGGAUUGGAGGCGCGAGCGGCGCGCGAGCCAACCAGCAGCCACCCAGGGCCCCAGUGAGUCACGAGCGGCCGAGGGGAGCAGCCCCGGGCCGGCAGCUGGAGCAGCAGCCACCGCGGACACGCAUGCACACACGCACACACUCCUCCACACACUCAUCCAUACGUGCGCACACGGACACACAGGGCUUAGGCACCCGGUUGGCGUGUAUAAGAAGAGCCGGGCGUGGGGGGAGGGGGGGAAGUCUGCCGGCGUCUGUUCCUCCUCCUUGACCACUCCUCCCGCUCCCCCACUCUCACUCCUUCUCCCUCCUUUUCCCCCCCUCUCCAGUCGCCUCUGUGCUUGGCUCCUGGCUCCGGCUCUCUUCACGGUUCCCUUCCCCACCCCCUCACCCUUUCCUUCCCCUCCUCUGCAUCGCCUGCGUUAUUUUCGUUUAGCAGGCUUGGUUUUGCACAGCUGCGAGGGGGAGAGAGCGGUGUCGGCACCACCUCCAGCAGCAGCAGCCCAGGAGCAGCAGCAGGAGCUGGGCACCAUGGGCACGUCCUCGCUCUGGGGACUCUGGCUCCUAGUCGCGAUGUGGUGUUUGUCUGGGGAGCGCAGCACUGUGGAGGGGACAAGAACAAAAUGUGAGUCAUCUCAGUUCCAGUGCAGUAAUGGCCGCUGUAUUACUUUAUUGUGGAAAUGUGAUGGUGACGAAGACUGUAGCGAUGGCAGUGAUGAGAGUUCAUGUGUGAAGAAGACAUGUGCUGAGUCUGACUUUGUGUGCAAUAAUGGCCAGUGUGUACCGAACAGAUGGCAGUGUGAUGGGGACCCAGACUGUGAAGAUGGAUCUGAUGAAAGGCCAGAGCAAUGCAAUAUGAGAACCUGCCGAAUAAAUGAGAUCAGCUGCGGUGUCCGAUCAACUCAGUGUAUCCCAGUGUCCUGGAAGUGUGACGGUGAAAACGACUGUGACAGUGGAGAAGAUGAAGAAAACUGUGGCAAUGUAACUUGUAGUCCAGAAGAAUUUACUUGUUCCAGUGGUCGUUGCAUCUCUAAAAACUUUGUCUGCAAUGGUCAGGAUGAUUGUAGUGAUGGCAGUGAUGAAUUAGACUGUGCUCCUCCUACAUGUGGUGCCCAUGAGUUCCAGUGCAGCACUUCUUCCUGUAUCCCCAUCAGUUGGGUAUGUGAUGAUGAUGCUGAUUGCUCUGACCAGUCUGAUGAGUCCCUUGAGCAGUGUGGACGCCAGCCAGUGCCUCAUGAAAAGUGUCCAGCCAGUGAGAUCCAGUGUGGUUCAGGGGAGUGUAUCCAUAUGAAGUGGCGCUGUGAUGGGGACCCUGACUGCAAAGAUGGAAGUGAUGAGAUAAACUGUCCUUCUCGAACAUGCCGACCUGACCAGUUUGAAUGUGAAGAUGGCAACUGUAUUCAUGGCAGCAGACAGUGCAAUGGGGUCAGAGACUGUAUAGAUGGCACAGAUGAAAUCAAUUGCAAAAAUGCCAAUCAGUGUUCUGGACCUGGAAAAUUCAAGUGUAGAAGUGGGGAAUGCAUAGACAUCAGCAAAGUGUGCAACCAGCAACAAGACUGCAAGGACUGGAGUGAUGAACCCCUGAAGGAAUGCAAUGUAAAUGAAUGUUUGGUUAACAAUGGUGGAUGCUCGCAUAUCUGCAAAGACCUCAUUAUAGGUUAUGAAUGUGACUGCGCUGCUGGGUUUGAACUGAUAGAUAGGAAGACAUGCGGUGAUAUUGAUGAAUGCCAAAAUCCUGGAAUCUGCAGUCAAAUUUGUAUCAACUUAAAAGGCGGUUACAAGUGUGAAUGUAGUCGUGGCUAUCAAAUGGAUCUUGCCACUGGAGUGUGCAAGGCAGUAGGAAAGGAACCAAGCUUAAUCUUCACUAAUCGAAGGGACAUCAGAAAAAUUGGCCUGGAAAGGAAAGAAUACAUUCAACUUGUAGAGCAACUAAGAAAUACCAUAGCACUAGAUGCUGACAUAGCUGCCCAGAAGUUAUUUUGGGCUGAUCUAAGCCAAAAAGCAAUCUUCAGUGCCCCAAUUGAUGUUCGUGACAAAGUUGGUAGACAUGUUAAAAUGAUCGACAAUGUCUAUAAUCCUGCAGCCAUUGCUGUUGACUGGGUGUACAAGAAUAUCUACUGGACUGAUGUGGCUUCCAAGACAAUUUCAGUGGCUACUUUAGAUGGAACCAAGAGGAAGAUCCUAUUUAAUUCUGAUUUGCGAGAGCCUGCCUCCAUAGCUGUGGACCCGUUGUCUGGCUUUGUUUACUGGUCAGACUGGGGCGAACCAGCUAAAAUAGAAAAAGCAGGAAUGAAUGGACUUGACAGACGGCCACUGGUGACUGUAGACAUUCAAUGGCCUAAUGGAAUUACACUUGACCUUGUAAAAAGCCGUCUAUAUUGGCUCGAUUCUAAACUGCACAUGCUGUCCAGUGUGGAUUUGAAUGGUCAAGAUCGUAGGAUAGUACUCAAGUCUCUUGAGUUCCUAGCUCAUCCUCUUGCUGUCACAAUAUUUGAGGACCGUGUCUAUUGGAUAGAUGGUGAGAAUGAAGCAGUCUAUGGUGCCAACAAAUUCACAGGGUCAGAACUGGCUACUCUUGUUAACAACCUCAAUGAUGCUCAAGAUAUAAUUGUAUACCAUGAACUUGUACAACCAGCAGGCAAAAACUGGUGUGAAGAAGACAUUGAAAAUGGAGGGUGUGAGUAUCUAUGUCUACCAGCACCACAGAUCAAUGAUCACUCUCCAAAAUAUGCCUGUUCCUGUCCCAAUGGAUAUAAUCUGGAAGGUGACGGCAGGGCAUGUAGAAGAAUCAAUGUGACUACUGCAAUAUCAGAAGUAAAUCCUUCUCCAGGAGGAACUUCAGCUGCCUGGGCCAUCCUUCCUGUCUUGCUCUUGGCCAUGGCUGCAGCUGGAGGUUACUUUAUGUGGAGGAACUGGCAACACAAGAACAUGAAAAGCAUGAAUUUUGACAAUCCUGUCUACCUGAAAACCACGGAAGAAGAUCUCACAAUAGAUAUUGGAAGACAUAGUACUUCUGUUGGACACACUUAUCCAGCAAUAUCAGUUGUAAGCACAGAUGAUGACCUAGCUUGAAUAUCUGGACAAGAGACAGACCUUUCAAUCUACACUAAGUCCUAAACUUUUUUUGGAUGGUAACCAAACCAGUGGCUGAAAAACAGUUCUCUUCCUACCAUCUGGAAGAAUAUGAUCAUAUUAUUUGUGUGGAACAAGCUUGUGUACUCAACUUUUUUAUAUUCCACUUUUUUGUAAAUAUUCUUGUCCACAGUUUAGUUCAGCUCUGGAUGUGGUUACCAAAUAUCUGUAACCCUUGAAUUUUUUUAGACAGUAUUGCCACCAAUGGCCAAAUAUGCACUUUCCAUAGAAAGCCAUAUUCCAGCAAUGAAACUUGUUCUAUAUAGUAUACAACCUGUACAUAACUUGUAUAGGCCAUCUGUAAAUAUCCCGAAGAACAAUCACUAUUCUUAAGCACUUUGAAAAUAUUUCUAUGUAAAUUAUUGUAAACUUUUUUUCAAUGGUUGGGGCAAUGGCAAUAGGAGAAAACGGGUUACUAAGAUGAAAUUGCCAAAAAAAAUUUGUAAACUAAUUUUGUAUGUGUGAGUGAAAUCUUUGUAGCCUCCAUGGAGGCUUGCAGAGGGUGAGUGUUCAGCAAACCACUGUACAAUUUUUUUCUAAGUGCUAAAAUUAAACCAAGCAGCUUAACAAUGGCUUGUGCCUAUUCCUAUAGGGUGGGAGUGUAUUUCGUGUAUCAGCACCCCAAGUGACAUUACUUGGGCUUAGUCUGUUCGGCAAAGCAUAAACAAAGCUUUAAGGUUUAGUUACUAUGAGAUGCAGUAGCCUAUAGAUUUUGAUGUCUUAUGGCCCUGGUCUGAAUCCUGUUAGCUUAACACUUUUAUUUAAAAAAAAUCUUGGGAAUGGUAGACUAGGAAGAGGAGUAGAAGUUAGAUUACCAAAAAUCCUAUCAAAUUCUUCUUGGAAGAAUUAACAUUGUCCUAAUUACCAUUCUAGUACCAGGGAAUUUGGCUUCAAAGUUUAUGUAUGGUACCAAAAAAUGAGUUCUUUAUACUACCAGCUACCCAUUUUUGUUAGCACCCUUUCUGGAGAAUGUCCCUGCUUUAGUGUAUUUUUCAUUAAUGAUACCUGAACAAAUCCAUGCUUCUUUCCUAGGAAUGGCUAUAUUUCUCCACAUGCUUAAAGACUCAAAGGAGUCAAAAUGAAGGAUGUUUUGCAUUGGGGUGAGGGAAUUACUUCAUUCACCAGGCAAAAAUUACAGAAAUUACUUGACCAACUUGGACAAGGUGAACAUAGUCUGCUUUCUGAAGUUUUAUAGAAGGAGGAUUUAAUUUUGACAGUGACUAGUUAGGGAACCACUACUGAUCAGGAUGGUAGAAUAGAGAGGGUUUUCUCAAAGAUAUGGUUGGGAGAAAUGAGGUCAGCAGAACAGAAGUGAAAGCCCCUUCCAUUCUCUAGCUCACGAAAGACAAGUGGUGAAAAUUUGCUUGAAUUUGCAACACGAAGUCUCCUGUCUUUAUUUACACAUAAUGUUCUGCUUUACACUAAGAGGCUAAGCUUCAAAUAUACAAUUAGUUUUGCAUGGAAUCCAUGCAUAGACUAUCCAUGGGAGCAGUAGAUUCUUUCUAGAGUCAGGGCAGAAUAAAAAUCAUGGACCAGAGAUAUAGGCAGGAAAAAGAACUACAGUGGGUAAUUUUUUUUAAUGGACUCUCAAUGUAUAUGGUAUUGGAGAAAUCCAGAAUAGGCUAAAAACCAAGAAAUGAUCAGAUCUUGGGAGUCCAGGGCAGAGAAGGAUCUAAGCCUGAAUUUAUUAGCUUUUCUUGAUAUAACAAGGAAGAGGAGAGAAACAUCUUGUUGACACAAAAUGCCUUUAUUGAUUUGACAAUAUGACACUAAUAAUAAGGAAAUGGAGAUGAAAUUGUCAGAAAAUUUGUCAAAUGUAUAAAGAUAAAAAAUGUAGUAAUUAACCAGUUGAGCUCUUUAAGGGUCAUGACUUAAGAAUGCUUAAACACUGAGAAGAAAAUGAAGAAUUAGGUUUAGCUUCUAAAACUCUUACCUUUAUAGGUAACCAAGAUCCCAUUAAUGUCUUGGCUUUCAAGUAGGAUGUAAGCAUGACCAUUUCCCUAGCAAGAGCUGGAACUAAAAAUGACAAGUUACUUAUUAAACUUGGGUAACUUAUAAACUUCCCCAAAAGCUUCAAGAAUAAAUGUGGUUUUGUAACCAUGGGCAUGAGUGAAUAAGAAGUUUUACUAGCUCCCCUUUUAUCUGUUACAAUAUACUAAAUACCUCAUUUGUUACCAGAUUAUUAAAGAGUAAGAAAGUGGAGUAAAUCACUGUUGUUGCCUACCUAAUGAGAAGGAUUGACACUGGACAACUAACUCUAGACAAUACAUUACAUUCAUUCCUGCUCAACCUGUGGGUUAUUUUAAAUGAUUGAAGUGGCCGUAUUUUAGUAUUUCUAGUUUUUAUUGCUGGAUGUGCCUCAUAGCUGAAAAGGAAGGUAGGUAAACUGGGCCUUGGCCAUAGCAUAUAUAUUUUAAAAUUUUAAGAUAAAUAGGGAGAGGAAUGUUCUACAAAGCCUUCCAAAUGUUCCAUGUUGAACCCUUGCUGGCAUACACCAAAAGAGGUAGUCAAACUCUCCAUUAUCCACAUUUAAUGGAAAUGGACAUUAGCAUUAAUCCAAAACAAUUUAUAUUUUACUUUAGAUUGCAUUGUAAAUUUAUUUCAAGUCUUACCUUAAAGAUGAAUCUUAAAAGUAAUUGUAUCUGCAUAUAAGCAUAGCAGGUGGUCGGAAGGUCGUAUAGAAGUAUCAAGAAGAUAAAACUGAGUACACUUUAUAAUAAUAAGUAGCUUUCCAAGUUAUAUGAAACCAUUUAGCCUUUCUAAAGGGUUUUUUUCUAACUGGAAACCUAAGUUACUUGAAUUACAAUAUACCACACAUCGAGUUUUUAUAAUGCUAAAGUUCUUUGUUCAUUCAAGUUCACACUCAAAAUAAAUAGCAGGAGCUUCUCAUAAUAUAUUGAGUAAAUGAGUAAGAACGACCUGAUCAAGGAUCAAGUUCCUCAAUGCAGCCAAGAAUGGCUUUUACAUUUUUCAAUACAAUAAAAACUAUUUCAAAAAUGUAAAAAAUAACAUUUUUAGCUGUGGGCCAUAUAACAACAAGAGUGGUCUGGAUUUUCUUUGUCCCCUGCCUUAAGGGGCUGAUAUUUUAAAGCUUAUUCUAAAAAUUAUUGCUUUAGAUCUCUUCUCUUCCACCAGCUUACCUGAAUUGUUUUGUGCUCUGAAAAUUUUAAAGCAUUUAAAUGACUAUUCUUUACUAACUCUAGUUGUCAAGUUAUCAUUCUCUGGGCUUAUGGAAAGUCUAUAUAUAGUUUUUUUAAUGUCUUUUCAAUAAUUAUCAGAAACAGCAAAUUUUAAGAACUAGUCAGCAAAAGUAUGCCAUUAAAUGUUUAAACAACAUUUAAAAACCAAAACACGGGAAAGCCUUUAGGAGAAGAAUGUGAAGUCGGGAGAUCAGUUUAGUACCUUUCACUCUACUAAACAGCCAGAAGGAACAUAUUAGGUAAUGAUGCCUUCCAGAGUGUUAAAAAGCAGGAAAACAGGAUUAACUUGAAAAGCUAUCAAUGAAACUCUAUAUAAUAACUUCAUCUUAUUCUGAAGCUAAAAGAAGCCUGAAUGUCUUAGUAUAGCACUAGGGUAUCUCAUAUUUUGUGUGUGUGUGUGUGUGUGUGUGUGUGUGUAUCUAUCUCCAUAUAUCCCCAUACAUACACACACACACACACACACACACACAUACACACACACACACACAAACAGAUUGAUUCCAAUGGCUGUGAUGAUCCUCCAAGUUGGAAGAAGGCCAACUUAUUGUUCUAAGACACUGGUUUCUUGCUUUCUGUUCAGUAUCAUCCUUACAAAUACAUUAUUUAUUUCAGCUUUUUCUUCCAACUUUAGAUAUCCCUAGUAUAUAAGGUGUCUCAUGGAAGUAUAUAUUGAUAUCAUAGAGAAAAGGGGUCACUUUGGGGCAUGGAGGUAGAAUAGAGUUUGGAGCAAACUAUUUUCCUCUGUUCUGCAGUGGAGGGUUCCUCUGGUCAGUCACCCUGCGGUUCCUGCAGAUAAAGUGAGUGGUAGCCAACUGUCCCAGCACUCAUAUAACUGAGUUAGAUGAGAAGAGGAGGAUUGUUAUAUCUUGAAUCAACCUGUCCAAUACAGUGAGUCAGAAGGACCAUUAAAAUCUGGGUAAUGGCAAAACUUCAGGUCUUUCUCCCCUCAGGCUAGUGAGUAGGGUAUGCAUGUUUCCAAGUCCAUGACCUUGGCUCAUGCUAUUCUAGAGCCCACUCACAGCAGGAAGCAAUAAUGAAAGCCAUGGACAGACCUAACCUAGAGCUCCUAUCUGAAGCAUGCUAGCUGGGUUGGUUUGCAUUUUCUGUUUGAUGCCUGCUUCAGGCGCAAGAGAUGAUGCAAUCAAACACAUACUACUGGUACGCUGGUACCAAAUUCUUCUUUUAAUGAGGUGAUGUUCAAUUUCUAAGUACACAUCACAAACAGGACUUUUAAACCGCUGUUUGAAAGAGCAUUGAACUGGGGAGUCUGGAAACCUGGGUUCUGAUGUUGGCACUGACUAGCAACGUGACCUUGGGCGAGUUAACUUGCCUCUUUGGGUCUUUGGUAAAAUGAGAAUGGGAUAUCAAUUUCAAAGACCCAUUCUCUCUUUAGAAUCUUGUUACAGGAAAGGUCAGAAGCUGAACAGUGGAAUUUAGGGUUUUUGUGGGGGGAGAAUAGGUAUAUAUAAAGGUCACAACUGGGGGGACUGCUAGAAUAAAUUAAAGUGCUUUGACCCUAGUUUGCAUCUGUUUGUCAAAACUUUUCAAAGUAUUAAGUAGCAGUUCUGCUGUGUCUAGAAAGGGUCAAGUUGAGGACAGAAGGGGCUGUGGGGACCACUGGCUAAAUCUUUGGCCACAGACAGUACCUACUUAGUGGUACCCGAAUAGCCAAGGUAUAAAGCACCUGUAGCCCAGGUUGGCUCAGAGAUAAUUAACUUUGCUACAAAUAAACAUAAAACCUAACAAGUUGUGAAUAAUGACACUGAUUUGGGGGUGCUGACUAAUCAGAUCAGUACCAAAUAUCUGUUGAGCUCUGCUUUAUGCCUUCUUUCAUUGGGGAUAUGUUGUAGAUUUAUACUGUUUUGUUAGGACGUUUCAUGUUUAGUGCCCAAGCAAGAGAACGCCUGUCUCUAGGUUUAUUCCCAAACAUGGCAACAUUCCAGUACUCUAUAACACGGACUGACAUAUUCACUUUUGUUUAGCUUUUUUUGCUGAGCUAGCACUGUUUCACACCUGGAGGAUGUUUUAGCUGGUUAUUGUGGGGAUUCUGUGUAGCAUAAGCAAGUUAUUAGACGAAAAAUUUAAAAACAAAGUUCCCCCAAAGGUAAAUUUUGAGGGAUGAUUAGAUGAUCUCUGAGGUCCCAUCCAGCUAUAAAGUUCUGUCUUGUAUGUUUACUCAUGUCUUUACCACAGGAAUUAAUCAUAAAAAUACUAACCAUCUGGCGUACAGGUCUGGGAGUUUGGGGGCAGGGGAGGGGGACUUUGCAGGAAAGCAGUAAUAGACAACAGAGCCAAGCAGGAGCUAUUGUGUUCUGGUAUAACAGAUGUGAUGAUUCAGAAUUGACCCUGAUCUGCAUAUUCUUGUAUGGAAAGUCAGCCAUGGCAUCUGUGGAUGUGUGCAAAUCUAUACCUGCAGAAGAGAAAUCAUGUCCUAGUUUGAAGCCCUCUUAGUCAAGGGGUUUGUAAGCUUUUUUUGUGUCAGGGACCCCUUUGUCAGUCUGGUGAAGCAUAUGGCCCCCUUCUCAGAAGAAUCUCUUUAAGUGUAUAAAAUACAUAGGAUUACAAAGUUAACCGAUUAUGUUGGAAUACAGUUAUCAAAACACUCAUGGACUUCAUGUUAAGAAUGCCUGCUUUUAGUCCCUUGAAUAUACUAUAGGAUAUCUGAAUCUUAUAAUACUUUUUGAAAACUGAGUCCAGUCUGGGAAAAUCACAUUGUCACACAUUGGGACCUUUAGAUAGCCCCACUUGGGAAAUGUACAGUGCUGCUGAUCUGUAGAUAAGAGCUUUUAGCCUCUAACCCUUUUAAUCACCCUUAUGAUUAAAUAAAAAUCUAUUUUUCAAAAA
Dromiciops gliroides (monito del monte) is the source of this 9389-nucleotide messenger RNA. RefSeq names its product very low density lipoprotein receptor (gene VLDLR). Gene Ontology annotation, molecular function: protein binding; calcium ion binding. Gene Ontology annotation, cellular component: plasma membrane. The record is from RefSeq and is a predicted model, not a curated record. NCBI's taxonomy places the organism in Eukaryota, Metazoa, Chordata, Mammalia, Microbiotheria, Microbiotheriidae.